UCUAAUGGAUAGACAGAGUCAGAGUCGAUGAAGAGACGAUCUCAGAGUGUUCCGAAAUUCGGAUUGUUCAGGUUCUUGGGAGAAUUUUGGUAGCGUCCCCAUUUUGGCACAUUCGCAGGGCCCUCCUCGUCGGCUUCCUCUGUACAGGUCGCACUGCGCUUUGCUACAAUGCUCGUUUGAAUAUUUGGUUAGCUAUAUUGGAUUUGUUAGAACAAGUAAUCUAUAAAGAUAGAUGCGGUGUAUGCUUUUGUUUUCCUCGACUAGUAUUUGUGAUAACUAAGGAUCACAUCGCAUCGAAUCGGAGGCGUUCAUUCAAUGAGUAAGCUAAACACAUCAUCCUCUGAAUUGGAUUUGGAUCGCCCAAAUAUCGAAGAUUAUCUUCCUUCUGAAUCCAUUCAAGAACCCCACGGAAAACUCCGCCUCUGUGAUUUGCUCGAUAUUUCACCUACUCUAACGGAGGCAGCUGGUGCCAUUGUUGAUGAUUCUUUCACAAGAUGCUUCAAGUCUAACCCUCCAGAACCCUGGAACUGGAACAUAUAUUUGUUUCCUUUAUGGUGUUUGGGAGUUGUUGUUAGAUACGGGUUUCUUUUUCCAUUAAGGGUUUUCGUGCUCACGGUAGGAUGGAUUAUAUUUCUUUCAUGCUAUUUUCCGGUGCAUUUCCUGCUAAAAGGUCAUGACAAACUUAGAAAAAACUUAGAGAGAGGUUUGGUGGAGUUGAUUUGCAGUUUCUUUGUUGCAUCAUGGACUGGGGUAGUCAAGUACCAUGGUCCGCGGCCCAGCAUGAGGCCUAAGCAGGUCUUUGUAGCUAAUCAUACAUCCAUGAUUGAUUUCAUUGUUUUGGAACAAAUGACUGCAUUUGCAGUGAUCAUGCAAAAACAUCCUGGGUGGGUUGGAUUAUUGCAAAGUACCAUCUUGGAAAGUUUAGGGUGUAUCUGGUUCAACCGCUCAGAGUCCAAGGAUCGCGAAAUUGUUGCAAGAAAGUUAAGAGAACAUGUUAAUGCGUCGGAUAGUAAUCCUCUGCUUAUAUUCCCUGAGGGAACUUGUGUGAACAACCAUUACACAGUGAUGUUUAAGAAGGGUGCUUUUGAACUUGGCUGCACCGUAUGUCCAAUUGCAAUAAAGUAUAACAAGAUCUUCGUUGAUGCCUUCUGGAACAGCCGAAAGCAAUCCUUCACAACACACUUGUUGCAGCUUAUGACAUCUUGGGCUGUUGUUUGUGAUGUUUGGUACUUGGAACCCCAAAAUCUGAAACCGGGGGAAACUCCAAUUGAAUUUGCUGAAAGGGUGAGGGACAUCAUCUCCGUGCGAGCUGGGCUCAAGAAGGUGCCUUGGGAUGGAUAUUUGAAAUACUCUCGUCCCAGCCCAAAGCAUCGCGAGCAAAAGCAACAAAGCUUUGCAGAUUCGGUUCUCCGUCGCCUGGAAGAGAAAUAGAACUGUAUGGUUGCUGGUUUUCAUAAGGUAGGCAGGCUGGGUUUCUUUUUUCCAAAACAAACACCCAACCAGGCAGGCAGGCAGGCAGUGUUGAAGAUGUGAUUAUGCUACUAUCGGGUGAUGAUUCACCAAUUUAAUUUUUCUUGUUUGCGUUUGUUCUCUUUGUUGUAAUAAGAAAUUUCAUGUCUGAAUGUCUGUUUAAUACCCCAGCCUCAAUUUUCAUGUGGUUAUGAGGGCAGGGUGUAUUUAUUUGAAGUUUGAUUGAAUUUUAUUAGAUUUUAAAAAUUGA
This is a messenger RNA of Andrographis paniculata, 1720 nucleotides long. Its product is annotated as glycerol-3-phosphate acyltransferase 9-like. Gene Ontology annotation, cellular component: endoplasmic reticulum. Gene Ontology annotation, molecular function: glycerol-3-phosphate O-acyltransferase activity. Gene Ontology annotation, biological process: triglyceride biosynthetic process. Bases 316 to 1431 code for a protein of 371 amino acids. The record is from RefSeq and is a predicted model, not a curated record. The transcript has 13 exons. Lineage: Eukaryota; Viridiplantae; Streptophyta; Magnoliopsida; Lamiales; Acanthaceae.